Molecule: messenger RNA, 687 nt
Organism: Thelazia callipaeda (thelaziosis nematode)
Lineage: Eukaryota; Metazoa; Nematoda; Chromadorea; Rhabditida; Thelaziidae
Source: the annotation of a GenBank genome assembly
AUGGAAUCUUGUCAAGAUGCAUCAGACUUAGCACAUAGUCAAAUACUCCGUCAGCUUUUUAUCAGCAUUGCAGCCAUAUCAGCUUUAGCAAUUAUUGCUGAAUUGUGGGCAAUAAAAAGAAAAACCAGUCAGAUGUUACUCCAUCAAAAUACCCGAAUGUUGCUCAUCGUUCACCAAAUAUGGCUUAUCAUUCACUGCAUCGCCAGAAUCUUCGCUUAUGCAUAUUUACUGAUUGCAUAUUACAAGUAUUCUGACAACAAUUGUGAUUACAUGAUGUCAUUAUGGGAAUGCUUCUUGAUCCGUACAUUAAUCACGUUAACAAUAUUUUUGAACGCUAUUUCAAUACCAGCAAUAGUCACUGAACGAGCGAUUGGGACGUAUUUUGCAUCAAAAUAUGAAAAAGUUGGCAAAAAAGUCGGCGUUAUGUUGAUCAUAGCACAGAUUAUCAUUGCCAGUGGAAGUUUUUUCACAGUUCUUCGUGACGAGCCGCUCAGCACAAAAAAAGUACCAUACUGUUCAUCGAGAAUACGUCGUGAAAAUACUCAUCUCAGUUUGUCGCAGCGUUAUCAGAUCAAGGAAAAUAUCAUAUCUAUUCAGACAAUGUCACCGCUUAUAGCAUUUCAGUCAUUGUGUUCAAAUGAUUCCUUUGUACGCGCUGCUAUUUCCUUGCGCUAUAGUUUGUAUUAA